AUGCAUCUAAAAGAGCUUGCCUGCUGCCCUGCCCCACCAUAAGGUCACUCUAGGGUGUCGGGUUCCAGCUCAUCAGGACUGCAGGCAGGCUGCAAUCGACACGGAAAUUUUGAUUGCUAGCUCUCAGCCUUGCGAUCUUGCUACAUACGGCGACGAUAUACUCGGUACCAUCCUGCAAAGCACGAAACCGACGACUACGGGCGCGAUAACAUACACGAGCUACUGUAGCCAACGAGUUGCCAGGUAAGAGGAGACGCAAGCUCCUUGACCGCCCCAAGAUGAGGCUCACGGUCGAGCUCCUCCAGGAAACCCCCUCGUGGCUCAACGCGCUGAAAGAGCGCGAGCUGGACCUCCGAGGACACAGAAUUCCGGCCAUUGAAAACUUGGGUGUUGCCGGUCCGCAAGACGCCAUAGACUUGGUCGACAAUGACAUCCAGGUGCUGGGCAACUUCCCGCUGAGCCCGAGAAUACGCACGCUGCUUCUCGCUCGCAACCGCAUCGCCACGAUACAACCAACACUGUCUAAUUCGAUCCCGCUGCUCACGAAUCUGCAACUAGAGAGCAAUGACCUGAAGGAGCUGGCCGAUCUCGACCCGCUGAGUCCCUUCCCCAACUUGACUCACCUGGUCUUGAAGGAUAACCCCGUGACGAAGAAAGAGCACUACCGCUACUGGGUUCUAUGGCGAUGCGGCGCCGUACGCUUCCUCGAUUACCAGAAGGUGAAGCAGGCCGAGCGCGAACGAGCCGCCGAGCUCUUUGGAACCGCCCAGGAGCCGACAGACCUCGCCAAGACCAUCGUGGGCAUCAAAUCCAGCGCAACGUUUGACGUUUCUUCCGCCUCCAAUGGGUCGACUGGUGGUCUCUCGUCUAGGAUGUCGAGAAUCAAGCUCACGGACAAGGAGAAGAAGCGGUUGCAGGACCUGAUCAGGAACGCCACGAGCCUGGACGAGAUUACGAGAUUGGAGACGAUGCUCAAGGAGGGUAGGAUGCCUGCUGGUGUUCACAUCAAUGACGAUAUGGAGGAGUAAAGAGGGGGAUCACGGGCCAGAAUCGAGCAUAUACCUCAAAACUCAAUGAGAAUAGGAAUGGCAUAUCGUGCACUCAUGCUGAGCUAGAGACAAAACGAGCAUCUGAACGAAUAAAAACCCCCACGAAGACGGGGC
Truncatella angustata is the source of this 1163-nucleotide messenger RNA. Its product is annotated as leucine-rich repeat-domain-containing protein. Gene Ontology annotation, cellular component: U2 snRNP. Lineage: Eukaryota; Fungi; Ascomycota; Sordariomycetes; Amphisphaeriales; Sporocadaceae. The transcript is spliced from 4 exons. The record is from RefSeq and is a predicted model, not a curated record. Bases 279 to 1028 code for a protein of 249 amino acids. Gene Ontology annotation, molecular function: protein binding; U2 snRNA binding. Gene Ontology annotation, biological process: mRNA splicing, via spliceosome.